Pimephales promelas (fathead minnow) is the source of this 2999-nucleotide messenger RNA. RefSeq names its product tetraspanin 7 (gene tspan7). Gene Ontology annotation, cellular component: plasma membrane. The record is from RefSeq and is a predicted model, not a curated record. NCBI's taxonomy places the organism in Eukaryota, Metazoa, Chordata, Actinopteri, Cypriniformes, Leuciscidae.
GCAGAGGCAGCGGAGAAUCACAGCAGCACAAACCCACUGCGCUCAUGGCAUCAAGGAGAAUGGAGACCAAACCAGUCAUAACCUGCCUCAAAACGCUCCUCAUCGUCUAUUCCUUCGUGUUUUGGAUCACGGGGGCGGUUCUGCUGGCAGUGGGAUUAUGGGGGAAGUUCAUUUUGGGUCCGUACAUCUCUCUGAUCGCUGAAAACUCCACCAAUGCUCCCUUCGUGCUCAUCGGGACCGGGACUACGAUCAUCGUGUUCGGGCUGUUCGGAUGCUUCGCCACGUGCCGCGGGAGUCCAUGGAUGCUCAAACUGUACGCCAUGUUCCUGUCUCUGGUUUUCCUGGCAGAGCUGGUCGCUGGCAUCUCGGGCUUUGUUUUCCGUCAUGAGAUCAAAGGCACCUUCUUGAGGACGUACAACGAAGCUGUUCAGAACUAUAACACCCGGGAUGAGAGAAGCAUUGCGGUGGACAAAGUCCAGAGGAGUUUGCGUUGUUGCGGUGUUCUGAACUACACCAGCUGGUUCUCCAGUGUUUAUUACCCCGCGAAUGGACUUCCUCCGAGCUGCUGCGCUAACAUCUCCGACUGCAACGCCUCAGACCUGAGAAACGCCACCAUAGCGCCCACCAAAGUCUAUCAGCAGGGCUGCUACGAGCUAGUGACGACCUUUAUUGAGACUAACAUGGGCAUUAUCGCUGGAGUAACAUUUGGAAUUGCAUUCUCGCAGCUGAUCGGGAUGCUGUUGGCCUGCUGUCUGUCACGAUUCAUCACUGCCAAUCAGUACGAGAUGGUGUAGCGGCGUGUGCACAGGCGCCGAAGACUUAUGACACCUUGGAAAGGGAAAGCAACCCGAAAAAUGCUAGCACACUCCAUUCUUUCUCAUCUGUUUUAUAUUCUCUCUCUGCUUUUAUCUUUCAUUCUGUCUUUCCUGCCUUCUUUUUCCUCCCUUCCGUCAUUCCUUAACUGCAGUUGUGCCAUGAUGACCAAAGCCUCUCCCUUGGAAACGUCAACGUUAGCAAGGAAAAGGAAAUGGUUUUAAGACGCGCUCCUGUAUUUUACUUUACUGUACAAAAACCUUGCAUGCGAAAACCAUCACACACUACAACUACUUCUGUAACACCACGUCCUAACCUCUCGCAAUCGAUAUCUCAAUCCCUCUCUGGCUGUGUUUCAAAUAUGUUCAGAUUAGCUGUGAUUUUGUCAAUUUGCACAGAAUUUUCUAUUUCAGACAGAGAAAAACGCGACUUAAGUGAUUUGUUAGUUAUUUAUCAAAUUUUUUUCUUAGCUAUAUUCCAUUUUGCUUAGUUUGCACUUGGUAGCUCCGCCCACAGUGAAAUCUCAUUGGUCCAGAUAGCUGUGUAUGUUCUGAUUGGCUAUUUUGUGGCUUUGCGCAGUAUUUUUACUCAGUGUUGGCAUAGCAAUUACUUUCCAUUCAAAACUUUGCACACUUGGCUAGGGCAUGGUGUUACUUGACCCCUAAAAAGUGACUUCAAUGCAGAUUUGUUAGUUACGUACUGUUUAAGGAGGAAAAACUUUUAAAAAAGAAAAAAAUUAUUGUUGUUGUUGCUGUUGUAAAAUCUUUGGCAAAGGGGUUUAUCUCAUAAAUUGCUUCUUUUUUUUGUCUUUUAUGAUUUGGAUUAAUUAUUUUUUGCUCCACUUCUCAACGCCAGGUUGAAAGUGACUCGACAUAAUCAUGUACAGUCAAUUUUGUCUUGUUGUGAAAGCCAAAAACAAGCAAUUUUCUGCCACAUCCAGUUCAAACUGGAGUGUGAACAUCACAACUAGUGGUUUUACAAGCAGAUAUUUCAGAGUAGUAACUAAACACUCAAAUUCCACCGUUUAUGGAUUGUAGUUACAGUUUUACACCAUAUCUACCUUGUGACACACUGUUUGAUUUAUUUUGUGGUGUUUUUCUGUAAGAAUGUAAUCACACAGAGCGUCUCUUUCAGCAUUGAGGAUGUUCUUGCUUUGAAGCUCAGAGAAUUUUCAGUUAUUUUCAAGUAAUAUUUGCAUGAGAAAUAUGAAAGAAUUUUGGAAUGACAAAUUAUAUUUCUAAGGAUGCUAUAUUGUUUGAAAACAAUUCAAAUGUUAUACUAUAUAUAUAUAUAUAUAUAUAUAUAUAUAUAUAUUACUCACUAUAAACAAUCACAACGAGAUGGAGCCCCUAGAAGGGACAUGGUGAUGGAUAUAUAUAUAUAUAUAUAUAUAAAUUGUUUAAUGCUUUUACGUUCACUCGCAAAACUUUUGAGAAAAUGCAAAAUCAUUGAAAUAUUUUUCCGCCACCAUGUCCCUUUAGGGGCUCCGUACAACCAGAUCACAGACAACUGGAAAAAAAGUACAAAGUAAAAGAAAAUGGUCACGGUAGAGUGAUUAUGCUGGCAGGAGAACAGCUCUUAAAAACAGAUGUCUAGUUACGCUGGAGAAAUUUGAUUUACAGCUCUAUCAAGAGGAAUAAAUGCAGAUUUUCUGGAGGUCUGAGUCAAAGGAAUUCCAGAAUCAUCACUAUCAUCAAAUGAGCCAGGCUUUAGUGACCUCUGUUGUUUAUUUAUUGUUUAUUUAUUUACAUUCGUGGUAGAAAUCGCUGCAGUCUUUGGCUUUCUUUAAUUUCGAAUCGUUCUGUGAAGUAUUCCAUAUUUACGCGUGUCAAUGUGCAUCUGUCAUUUUUUAUUUAAUUUUGUGUUGCUGUUUUGUAUGGUUUUCUCAUUGAUCAUUAAUUUUAUUAUCACACAGACUUAUAAAUAUUAUUAAUAUGUUAACAAUCAUUUCUGCAGCUGCCCCAUGUGUUGAUGGGUCAUUAAGUAUUAGAGUCCAGAAUUCAUAGUCUGAAAACACGUGAUGAACUACACACAUCUUCAAAUAGACGAGCGGAGUAAUACUAUAUACUUUGUAUAAUAAAAAUAAAACUUUUUAAAAUGCACCACCAGCUAGCAUGCCAACAAAAUGUACGUUGAUAUUGUAAACUACCGUGAUCUCUAUGAAUAAAAAUGGUUCUUCGUCGUUA